AUUUGUCUUUUUCUCCCAUAUCUCCCCAAUUUCAUUUUUUUGGUCUUCCGUUGAAUUCGAUGGUAAUUUAGGGCUAUAAUAAUGAUCCGAUUUACUCGUUUUCUGGUUAUGCUUCUUUGAAAUUCGAGCAAUUCAAUCUUCUUCAUCCAUUAUUUCGAUCACUGUAAUUUGAGAUUUUGUUGUGUGGAGGUGAAUCGAGGUUUGUUUUUUGGGAAUUAGGGAUUUUGGUGGCGGUGGCGGUGGGAAAUCGAAGGGCAUCGCUUCCUUACGAUGCAUUCGGUGUCGCCUUUUCUAUUGGAUCUGUUGACUUUACCUCAAGCUGCUUCUUUCUAUGGCGUUUUGUGUUCUCAUCGUUUGAAGCCUUGGCGUAAUAGUUUUAGUUAACGUUUAAUUUAUCUUCGUCUGUUUAUUUUUUGUUCUGCGUUGCUGUUUCAGUUGCUAUCUGCUGGUUUUCUGUUUGUUUCGAGGGAUUUUUCAGCUAUAUCAGAUCUUUUUCCGAGUAGUUGUAGCCGAAUCUGGUGGAAAUUUGCGUGAUUUUGCUUUAUAUCGACAUACUGAAAGAUCUUUGCUGCUCUCUUUAAUUGAUGGCCGUUUGUUCUGCGAAUUACAAGUUCGACUCUGAAAGUAUAAGUUGCUUUUGUGAGUCAUCAAAGGAGACUCUUGGUUGUGCUUCUGGCAUUCCAGGAGGUCCUUUUGCUAGUGAUCUUGCGCACCGUUUUACUGAAUCUCUGAAUAUUAAGGAUGGUGAAGACUUGAUUUACAAGGAAGAUUCCAACACAUUGGAGGAAGAUGGAAGUGAAGAAGAUUUGGAUGCAAAUGACACUGACACUGGCAGUACAGACUCAAAAAAAUGCUUGAUCAAGUCCUCAGAAUUUCCAUGCUCUGCUUUGAGCACUCCCCCUGCUGAGUUGGUUCAUGGGAAGGAGGAGCAGGAGGCUGAUGCUAAAUCAACUGACUUGCCUUAUUCACGUUCCAUAUCUUCACCUACAGCUUUGACGCUUGUAUCUGCCAUUAAAGGUAGCCGUGAGAAACAAGGCAAAGCACCCAAGAAGCUGUCUGUGAAAUGGGCUCCCGAUGUGUAUGACCCUAUCCCGACAGCAGUUUCACAUGUGCCAAACAAGGUACAACGCCACAGGAGUGACCACAGGAAGAAUGGAAAGAACAAGCAGAAAAGUAAUGGCAAAUCUUCACGUGGGAGCAAAGGUAAAGACAAGAAACAAGGUCGCAAACAUGGUGGAAGUACCCGGAGGAGUUAUUAUCCUCUAGAGGAUAACGACAUAAUGACUUGUUCUAGCUUUCACUCUCUGGAGGAUAACAUUACUGCUCAUUCUAGUGGGCUGCAGGCUGGUGCCAUGGAUUAUGAUAUCGGCAGCCCCCCGGAUUCAUUCUGUGGUAGCAGUUUCCUAAAGAAAUCUGUCACAAAGUUGCAUUUCCCAGUUGCAAAGGCUUCAUGAGCUUCCUUUCUGAUCCGUUGGUGUGUGUUCUUCUCGAUUGUUUCCUGUAGUUCUGUAAAUAAAUAAGUUUGACGCUUAACUGAGUUGUGUGAGUUGUUGGCAUUUUUGUACUUAAAAACCUUAUAAACUUUUGACCUGUUGAAUGGACGGAUUACUUUUUGCUUAGCUAUGUUUGUAGUUUG
This is a messenger RNA of Solanum verrucosum, 1636 nucleotides long. RefSeq lists its product as uncharacterized. Lineage: Eukaryota; Viridiplantae; Streptophyta; Magnoliopsida; Solanales; Solanaceae. The transcript is spliced from 3 exons. Bases 585 to 1454 code for a protein of 289 amino acids. The record is from RefSeq and is a predicted model, not a curated record.